Molecule: messenger RNA, 986 nt
Organism: Maniola jurtina (meadow brown)
Lineage: Eukaryota; Metazoa; Arthropoda; Insecta; Lepidoptera; Nymphalidae
Gene: Slbp
Product: histone RNA hairpin-binding protein
Exons: 4
Coding region: 396-881 (161 amino acids)
Biological process (GO): mRNA 3'-end processing by stem-loop binding and cleavage; mRNA transport
Cellular component (GO): cytoplasm; histone pre-mRNA 3'end processing complex
Molecular function (GO): histone pre-mRNA stem-loop binding; mRNA binding
Source: RefSeq, a predicted model, not a curated record
AUCAAUAGUAUUGCUUGCUUUGCGCUAUCGAUACUAUCGGUUUUGCCUUAACUAUCGAUAGGAUAGGCACAGAAGGAUAGGCAACUCUAAAACAAAAGCGAAAAGUGUGUAUUUUUUCCCGCUUUUAUUUUAUGACAAAAUAAGAAAAUAGUAAAUAGCUCUGAAUUUACAUAUAUUUGGAGUUUAUUAUAAUAUAUUCUUCAUUGCUGCUUAUAAUGUCGAAAAAGUGUGUGGUAAUAAGUUCUCGGUGCCAGUGAAUUUUGCUAUGUUUUAAAUCCUGUUAGUUUUCUGUGAGGUACCCAAUUUUCAAAAAGUUAAUAAACAUUAAAGCUGAGUAGCACGAUUAACAUUUAACAGUUUCGAAUAUUAUAGUAAACUAGUAAACUAAGGUAGCAAUGAGUAUAAAUGAUUAUAUAAAACAAAGUUGGAAUGAACUCUGCGAAAAUGAACAAGAACAAGAAACUCAACCACCACCUAACAAACCAAUUCGUCGAGCCACAAAAGAAAAAAUGAAAUCUGAUAGCAGAGAAAGCUCCAGCAGUCGAAAAAAAUCAAAGCCUAAUGGUAAAAAUGAUUCUGAGAAAUCCAGCAAACCUGCAAAAAAGCCUAUUGAGCUGGAAACAGACCAAGAUGUAUUGCAAAGGCGUCAGAAGCAGAUAGACUAUGGUAAAAACACAGUUGGCUAUCAGAAUUAUACACAUCAAGUGCCAAUGGAUAAACGUACAAAAGAAGAUCCGAAAACUCCUGAUAAGUAUGCAAAAUACAGUAGAAGAUCUUGGGAUAUGUUAAUAAAAAUAUGGAGGAAAAAACUACAUGAAUUUGAUGGUGAGAAUAUUGACUUUGAAGAUGAAACUGGUAAUCUCUCAGAACUUGAAAACUAGAUUCUUCCAAGUUGACUAAAAACCAUUAAAGUCACACUUAUUAAUUUUAUUUUCUAUUGGACUUCAUUAUUAUAUGUAUAAUAAUAAAUUAUUCAUGUUUGUUAA